UGUUGCUUGUUGCUUGCUUGCAUGCACGUUCACUGUGUUGCUGCGGUUGUGUUGCUGUGUGCGUGUGUCUUUGCCUUUUCUCUCCCUCUUCUCCUUCUCCUUCUCCCUCUUCUCUCCUUCUUCUCUUGUCUUUCUCUUGCUUCUUGCUUGUUGUCUGGCAAACGUGGCUGUCUCCACUUGUUCCCCUUCCUUCUCGCCCACCUUAUAUGCCCUGCACUCCUGUGCGCUUUGCCAAGUGAUCCUCGCCAUCUGCACGACAACCCCUUCUGUUCCCUGCAACCACACACGGGCAACGGCCAGAACAAAAGCACCUUCACCACGCACCACCUCGGCGACACCACGCGUUGGAAAGCGACGACCCCUCCUUGGUUGCCUGCGGUGCUCCUCGUUUCGCACCCCCCCCCCUUUGUUCUUGUUCUCCUCCCUUGUUCUCCUCCUUCCUUGUUCUUCUUCUUCUCGGUGAAAUGGACGUUGACCCCAUUCUACAGGCGGUUGCACCGCAAGAGCUGUCCACACACAUCCAUCGGCAGUGCUCUGGCAACAGCAUCACCAUCGCUCCGUUGUCACCUCUCCCGCAAUCUUCACAUCCACUACAGCAACAACAACUCCAACACCCGGACAGUGCUCACCUGCACCAGCAAGGCUGUCGGGCCGCUGACACGGGUGCGCCUCCUCGUCGCGUCGUGCAACCGCUGGUGCCUGCGUCGCCACCGCUCUCGCCGCCCUCGUGCAUUGUGACGAUGGCCGAUCCACCGCACACAACAACACUCACAUCCACCACCACCCCUGCGGCGACAAAGACACCCUCACCUACCCCAAGUUUCACCGACCAAAACGGGCGGCCAAAGCCUUCCCCGCACCACCACCACCAGCAGCACCAGCACCACCAGAACCUCCGGCAUCCUGCCUUGCACACCGACACGCGUGCGUUGCCGGCAUGGCAGGAGGACGCGCAGGUCGCGGAGGCGAGUGAUGGCGCCCACGACAGCUCGCUUUCCUCCGCGUACACCUCGGGAUCAUCACCCUCAUCCUCGUCAAACUCUUCAAACUCGUCUGCAGCAUCCUCCAUGCUGCCAUCCCCGACAUCCAUCUCCCGCUCCUCCUCAACUUUUCUGCAUCGUCAGCGACGACCACCUGGGGAACAGGAGCAAGGACCUGCACAGCAGCAACGACAACAGCACGCGCAACAGCCCGCGGCAUCCCACACUGAGACCACCACAACUGCGACCACCACAACUGCCACGGCCGCGACCACGUCCGACACGUCCAACGCACUCCACCAGUCCCCACAACCGCCGCCGGUGGUGGAAGCCCACGCAUUUCGGGGUCACAUCUACCAUCAGGCGCCCAUGCAGCCGCACAUGCCGCUGCAGGACCGCCCAGCCCUCGCGCGUGUGCCCAUCGGACAGCACCCGUUUGUGGGCACGGCGGCCAUCCCGACGUCCUUUGGCAGACAGCACUGCGAUCGCCUCGCCUCCCAAGUCUAUCGCCACCAGCACCACCACAUCCACCACCACCACAUGGUCCAGGCACAACAGCACCAGCCGUUUGCGGAGGUGCCUGACGACGUGCGUGACCACCAACAGCAGCACCAGCACCAGCAUCAACACCACCAACAGCACCAGCACCAGCCCCACCACCAGGGCAACAGCGUGUUGUUCCCCGUCGCCACCACAGCCGCCAUGCCGGGCGAUCGCUUGCCAGACUUCAACACGCACCACCCGCACUAUCUCGACGGCCACCCUGCCCCGGGCAUGCCGCCGUCCAGCCUGUCCAGCAUGGGCCUCCCCUUUGGCGUCACCGCCGCCGCCGCCGCCCCAACGUGGUCAGCCAUGCCCCGCAUGCACCCGUUUGAGCUGCAGCAUCCAAUGUGCGAUCAAUCGCUCCUGCACCACCACCACCGCCACCACACGCUGUCUGUUACAGAUGCGCUUGGGUUUGCGCGUGCCGAUGACCCUAUUGCGCUGCCAGGCUCCACCGGCAUGCACCCUGCCCACGACCACGCCCUGCCGCUCGACACGCACAUGCAGCACGUGCCUGCCGUGGACCUGCCCUCAGCGAGCGCGAUGACUGGCGGCAGGAAGGAGAGCGAGGGCGUCCCCGAUACGGAUGACAGCGGAGAUGAGGGCGACGUUGACGACAGCGGCAGCGACGCUGACGAGACCGCCACGACGCACCCAUCCGCGCGCCGCAAGCACGCUCGCCGCAACAAGUCCCGCGUCCCCCAGCGAGCAACUGGUACCAACACCCACAAGCGCGGCGCAAAGGCCACGCAGCAACGCCGUGCAAGCGCGCGGAGAACAGCAAGCUGCAGUGCCGAUACGCCCAGCGCAAUCAACAACACCAACCACACCGACCGAACCAGCAGCAACCACCACACCACCACAAACACCAGCACCAACAACAACAACAGCAAGAGGAGCAAGAGCGUGAGCUGCAGCAUGGCCGUCAAGGAAGAGGCAGAGUGCGGGCCCGUCCUCAACGUAAAGGAGGCGCGCGAGCUCAUGUGCGAGGUGGACCGCAGGCUGUCGCUGUUUGGGCUGCGCAGCCAGAAGCAGAAGGCGGCGUUCCUCACCCAGCUGGGCGUGGUCAUCUCGCAGCAGCACUACUCGUCUAUUCUCUCCAGUACGCAGACGAACCGGUGGUUUGGCGGGCCAAAGGCCUCGCACAAGGUCAUCCGCAUGCACGCCGCCGUCUUCGACAUCACCGAGGAGGAGCGCGUGAGGGUGGCUGCACAGGUCGCUGAGAUGCAGACAGAGAUGCGACGGCGGCGCAGCAGCAGCAGCAGCAGCAGCGGAGGGAGACGUGCGUCGAGCGGGCAGCCGAACAUGGCAUCGCCCUUCCCGCCUGCAGCUGUGCCCAACUUGCUCCACAUCCACCCGCACUUUGCCGCCAACAUGUCAACGGACACUGUCGCAUGCCCGCAGCACGCGCCAACAACUGCCAGCGAUAACGUUGCGACAAAGCCCAAGCGCCCGCGCAAGAUGCCGCCCGAUGUCUCAAAGCAGCUGAGGGAAUACUUCUUCCGCGUCAACCGCCGGCCAACCCGGAGCGACAAGGAGGCCCUGCUGCGCCAGUUUCCCAUGCUGUCGCUCAAGCAGCUCAACAUCUACUUUCAGAACAUGCGCGCCCGCAACAAGUCGCACAGCGAGCACACGCCGCAAUCCCCGCCCACCUCGUGGUGAAGCCGUACACAAACACAUGCACACAUGCGCAUUGCUGUUACCAUCGCGUGCGUGUUCUUUUCAGUUGUUACAGUUACAACGACUUUUCUUUUUGGGAUGGUUAUUUGCUUUCUUUCUUGUUUCGUUUGGUGUUUGGUGCUGUUGGUGUUGGGAACUGUGUUUCAUCAACGUGUUGGAGUGUUGGAGGGAAUAAAGCCGUUGUUGCAACGUG
This is a messenger RNA of Salpingoeca rosetta, 3396 nucleotides long. RefSeq lists its product as uncharacterized. Gene Ontology annotation, molecular function: DNA binding. The record is from RefSeq and is a predicted model, not a curated record. Lineage: Eukaryota; Choanoflagellata; Craspedida; Salpingoecidae. The transcript has 7 exons. The coding region runs from base 465 to 3185 and encodes 906 amino acids.